GUCAAAGUUUCUAUUCUGUUCAGAAUCGUGUAUAAAUACUUACGUCUGGUGACAUCAAGAAAGCCAGUUCGGGAUUAAUAGUCUUGGGAUAAGCAUUGAAAAAUAAUUUUGAAAAUGAAAUUCGCCAUUGUUGCCUUGGCCCUGUUGGGUGUUGUUGCUGCCGAUGUCAGCCAUUUGAAUAACGAAUAUCUUCCCCCUCAUAUGGCUGCCUUGGCCCACAAACAUUUCGAAUAUGCUGAACAGAGUCAGGAAAUUCCACAAGCUCAAUCCGUCAAACAUGUUUCCGUCUCUGUGCACCAUGAAGUUCAGGCCCCACAACAACAAUACUACACUGGUUUAGUUCACCAUGCCGAACAGGAAGAAGCCGCUGCUGUCGAAGAAACCCAACCAGAACCCGAACAACAAUACUACACCGGUUUGGUCUACAAGCCCGAACAAGAACAAGAAGAGGAAGCUGUAUCCAAUUCUGUUGUCGAAGAAGUCCAACAAGAACCCGAACAACAAUACUAUACCGGUUUGGUUUACAAACCCGAACAGGAAGAGGCCACCUCUACCAAUGUUGUUGAAGAAACUGAGCAGCAACAAUAUUAUACCGGUGCCGUCAUUAAUGAAGCUGAACAGCAAUCCGAACCUGAAGCUGAAGAAGUUGCUGCUGAACCUGAAGUUGUUCCCGGUUCCGAUGAUUUUACCCAGCAACAAGCUGAAUACUACACCUCGGUCAGCCAUCAACAAGAAGCAGCCCAUGCCCAAGUUGUACCCGGUUCGGAUCAUUUCACCCAACAACAGGCUUCCUACUAUACCUCUGUGAGCCACAAGGGCGCCAGUGUCAGCUCUAGUGCUAGUGCUUCCAGCGGUAUUGAUACUAAAUACGGUUCCAAUGGAGGUUAUGUUUAUUAAAUUUAGAAACUAGAUAGAUAACAGGACUAAAGAAAUAAGUUAGGAUAGAGAAAAAAAAAUUAAAAAUAAA
This is a messenger RNA of Musca domestica (house fly), 967 nucleotides long. RefSeq names its product involucrin. NCBI's taxonomy places the organism in Eukaryota, Metazoa, Arthropoda, Insecta, Diptera, Muscidae. The record is from RefSeq and is a predicted model, not a curated record. Bases 115 to 897 code for a protein of 260 amino acids. The transcript is spliced from 2 exons.